Closterium sp. Yama58-4 is the source of this 2751-nucleotide messenger RNA. The record is from the annotation of a GenBank genome assembly. NCBI's taxonomy places the organism in Eukaryota, Viridiplantae, Streptophyta, Zygnematophyceae, Desmidiales, Closteriaceae.
AUGCUUCAAACUUCAUUCGCACGCUUCCUUUUCGUUAGCAGGUUUCUCGUUUUGUGUGCAUGGUCCGUGUAUAUCCGUCGCAUUCUCAUCACCACGCACGCCUGCUUCUCCCCACCCGAUCCUCACCCUUCUCGCCUCCUUGCGACUCGCAGCGAUUUGUGCGACAUGGGCAUCGCAGGCGCCCUGUCGCCGUUCAUCGGCAACCUAACGGGGCUGCUGCAGCUGCGGCUGUGCAACAACCAGAUCGCCGGGCAGAUCCCUCCGGAGCUCGGCAAGUUGUACUCGGUACAAGAGGUCGAGCUACAGAACAAUAAAUUCACGGGCGAGCUGCCUACCGAGCUAGGCGGCAUGGUGACGUGCACGCACCUUUACCUCUACGGGAACAAUCUCUCCGGCGCCAUCCCUGCCGCUCUUAAAGCCGUCACUUACCUCAAGCUGGGUCCCGGCAAUCGUUUCUGCAGCACGGUUCCCGGCUCGCUAUGCGCUGGCGCAUCGACGGAGCCGCUCCCCGCAACUCCCGCUCCAGUUGAUGACCCCGCGGAUGAGGCGGGGAGCCUGCCUCCGCUGAUCAGCGCGCCGCUCCCCGACUGCCCGCCGUGUACGGGGGACGAUCUGCCGGGGCUCGAGGACGGGUGCACGUGCGCCAAGCCGUCGCUGCUCAAGAUUCGUUUCAAGGACCUGGACUUCGCGGCUUAUAACGCGAAUCAGGAGGACGUGCUGCUCGGCGAGCUGUCCCGCGCGCUGCAGCUGGAGCCACGUCAGCUGAUGGUGAUUGGGCGCGAGCCGGGCAGCGUGAUCCUGUACCUGGCGGUGCUGCCGGUGAACGGGUCGGCGCUGGACCCGCGGCAGGAGGCGAGGCUCGUGGACGCCGUCACGAGCCACCGCGUCAUUCUAUCCAAGGCCUUCCGAGACUACGAAGUGCUCGGAGCGCCCGGCCUCGCGUUCAAGCCGUCGCAAGAGUCGCAGAACGCCGACGCCGAGUCGUCUUCCGCGUCUUCCGGCGCAUCUUCCGGCCUCAGCACCGGAGCCAUCAUCGGCAUCGUCGUCGCGUCGCUCGCGGCCGCGCUGGUUAUCGCGGCGCUCUUCUGCCAGCUGCUGACGUGGCGCCGCGACAGGAACGCUGCGCGCCGCGCUGACGUGGAGAACUCGCGGAUGGCGAAGGUGCUGACGGGCAGCAUCGAGGCGCCGUACAGGCCGCACGGGAAGAACUCUAUCUGGGGAAGGUGGGAUUUACCACGCGGCAGCCCCUUCCCGCCGGUGAAGCCGUCGAUAUCGGGAGGCAACUCGUUCAACGAGCCCGCGCUCUCCUUCCGCAGCGGCAUCCCCGGCACCCCCGCUGGCGCGCACGCGAAUGGCUGCGGCGACAGCGUCGCAGGCACGCCGCGCGACACGCCCGGCGUGUCGGAGCGAAGCUUCGCGUUCCAAGGCGCGAGCUCGCCCGCCUCCCCCGCGAACACCGCCGGAUUGUGCGGCGGCGACAACGGCGACGACCCGCGGACGCCCGAGAUCGGAACGACGCGGACGGGGUACUCGAAGGCGAACCUGAUAGGCGACCGCGGGCACGGGCGUAUGUACAAGGCGGACUUCUCGAGCAAGGCGCGCGUGCAGAUGGCGGUGCUGCUGGAGCUGUCCGGGGAGAAGCUCGACGAGGCGGAGUUCGCGGCGGCGGUCAAGGCGCUGGGGGACCUGUGCGUGCAGUCGAACCGCCUCGUAGCAAUCAUGGCGUAUUGCGCGGAUAAGGGCCAGCGGUGGGUGGCCUAUGAGUACCUGCCAGGUGGCAGCCUCAAGGACCACCUGCACGGGGACCUGCGGUUCGAGCGCGCGCUGACGUGGCAGAAGCGCGUGCAGAUCGCGGUCGACGUGGCGGCGGCGCUGGAGUUCCUGCAUGAACAGUGCGAGCCGCUGAUGAUUCACCGCGACGUGUCGGCCGACAACGUGGUCCUAGACGGCGAGCUGCGCGCGAAGAUCAAGGACGUCGGCAUCCACACGCUCGUGCGCGAUUGGUCGGAGGGCCGCGCCGUGUCGCCGUCCGUGCUGGGGUCCAUGGGGUACCAGGCGCCCGAGUUCCGCGUGAGCGGCGAGCAGACGGCGCGGUCCGACGUGUUCAGCUUCGGCGUGGUGCUGCUCGAGCUGCUGACCGGCCGGAAACCCGUUGACUCGUCGCGACCCAAGGGGCAGCAGUCGCUGCUGACGUGGGUGCUGCCGCACCUGGAGAACAGGCUCGCCGUGACGAGCCUGGUGGACCCGUACCUGCGGCUCAACUCGACGCUCGACCCCAAGUCGCUGCACCUCUUCGCGCUGGUGGCGGCGCACUGCCUGCAGCACGAGCCCGAGGACCGCCCGCGCAUGGCGGAGGUGCACAGCCAGCUGCAGCACCUGCUGCUCUCGCUCUCCCCCGACGGGCUUCCCUCCCCCAUCUCCCCCGCCGCUGCCUCCGCCUCGCCCCUCUCCCCCGCCUCCCCCGCCUCCCCCAUCUCCCCCAUCCCCAACCUCACCGCCGCGUCCCCCUGCACCCAUGCUCCGAGCCCUGAUGCGGAGAACGAGAGCUGCUCGGUGGCAGAUUCAGGCACCACGAGUGGCACACACGUGUCGCACUCAGCACGGCGCUACGAUCAGAAGCGCUGGGUGCAGGUCACCCCCGGCCCCAACACUGCUGUCAAGACCCACGCUAGUGCCGUGACUCCCGCUGCUGGUGCUGCUGCUGGUGUGGCGAAUGUGCGUUCACCACUUGCGCCAGUGAUCAAUCUGUGA